Mesorhabditis belari is the source of this 591-nucleotide messenger RNA. The record is from the annotation of a GenBank genome assembly. NCBI's taxonomy places the organism in Eukaryota, Metazoa, Nematoda, Chromadorea, Rhabditida, Rhabditidae.
AUGAAGUUCCUUCUCCCAUUGGCCCUCUCGGCUUUUGUCGCUUGCACCCUUGCCCAAUCCAGGCCCCCGCCAUCGGGAGGACCCCCACCGCCACCAGCUAGCGGCGGAACUCGCCCACCACCUCCACCACCAAGCGGUGCCCCGAACGGAUCUCGUCCACCAACGGGAGCCCCUCCACCACCACCAAGCGGAGCCCCAAAUGGAUCUCGCCCACCACCUCCACCACCAAGCGGAGCCCCAAAUGGAUCUCGCCCACCAACGGGAGCUCCUCCACCACCACCAAGCGGAUCACCAAAUGGAUCUAGACUACCAACUGGAGCCCCUCCACCGCCACCAAGCGGCGGAUCACACCCACCACCUCCACCACCAAGCGGUGCCCCGAACGGAUCUCGUCCACCAACGGGAGCCCCUCCACCACCACCAAGCGGUGCCCCAAAUGGAUCUCGCCCACCACCUCCACCACCAAGCGGUGCCCCAAAUGGAUCACGGCCACCAACUGGAGCCCCUCCACCACCACCAAGCGGAGCCCCAAAUGGAUCUCGCCCGCCACCUCCACCACCAAGCGGCGGACCAUCAACGCAGAGAUAUUAU